This is a messenger RNA of Paralichthys olivaceus (Japanese flounder), 3466 nucleotides long. It is a transcript of the gene nlrc3l, whose product is annotated as NLR family, CARD domain containing 3-like. Gene Ontology annotation, biological process: intracellular signal transduction. NCBI's taxonomy places the organism in Eukaryota, Metazoa, Chordata, Actinopteri, Pleuronectiformes, Paralichthyidae. The record is from RefSeq and is a predicted model, not a curated record.
CUGAAAGUAUAAAUUGGGUCGGUGCCGGUUAGAAAUGGCGACAGACGAGAGGCUGCUUACUUUAUAGGUUCUUUAUUUGGACUCAUUGUUUUCUGGGAAACUUUUAUUCAACACUUGUUUAUGUUUUAAUCCGCCAUGUUGUUUCGGGACAGAAACGACGGAGCGACGUCAUGACUCAAAGUCAUGUCGUCGCAGAGGAUCCAAGUUUUUGGAUUAAAAUGUAUUUUGAUAAAGUUGGUUAAAGUUAAUCACUAGUUAUUUUGCUGAGGAGUGAUUCCGUGACCACAGAAGACAUGGACUCAGACACGGAAGUGGACAGUAUCUGCAGGGAGAGGAAUAUGGAGGAGAGGAAGAAAAGUUGGAAGAGGCCACCCUCCAGUUACGGUUCAAUGAAGAGCGAUGAUACAGAGAAGGAUGAGGAAAACAAAGAAGAAGUUGAAAUGUUACCUGAUUCAUCUGCUCCGGAGGCGACCAGGUUGUUGCUGAUUCGCUCCAAUUCUCCAGAGACCCUGUUCAGUAUGACCACGCAGCAACUGCCACAAGAAGCUGAUGUCAUUGAAACCAGGUCGAUCGAUCGGGGGAAUUCUUCAGAAAAUGACGAGGAUGCUAUGGAUAAGGUUUUGAUAGCUAACUCCCCAGAACCACCUGAGCCCAUUGAACUUGAUUAUGCAUUGGAGACUGAGGAGAACAGAAGACUUGGCAAACUACAUCCAGAGCAAGACCUGCCACAUAUAUUCAAGAGUAUCCAGAACUGUCUGACAAGCCUGACCUGGGAAGAGCUGUUCAAUUUUAAGUUGCGGUUUAUACAAUGGAAACCAGGUUUAAACGACCAACAAGUGAUGGAGGGAGACUUACUGGAUUUUGUCGACAAGAUCCUGGAGGUCCUCGGCCCGGAGCAUUCCCUGAGGCACACAAUAAGUACUCUAGAAAGUAUCGACAAGAAAGCAGUAGCAGAUGAUCUACAGAAUCAGUGCAAGAGAGCCAUCAUCCGUUUUCAUCUGAAGCAGCAAUCGAUCAGAAAACACCAGAUCAUCCGUGAGGGGGUCGUUCGAGCCGGACGGUGGAAUCUUCUGGAUACAAUCUACGUUGAGCCCCAGAUUUCCACCCGUUGCCACGGAGGAGUUGAUCAAUCUCAUGAGUUCCCAUCACAUCCUCCAUCACCUCUUCAGGUCCCUAGCCCCGACACCUUCGUUCAUGUAAAUGAGUUGUUCCGACCGCGGACUGAUGACGACGAACCGGUGAGGACAGUGCUGACCACCGGGAUUCCUGGAAUUGGAAUGUCUGUAUCUGUAGGGAAGUUCUCUCUGGAUUGGGCAGAACAACGAGCCAAUAAGGAUCUGCAGUUUGUCUUCGAACUUUCCUUCCACUCUUUCUGGCGUCUCCGAAACAAAUUCCCCUCCCCUUCCUCUCAAAAGAUGUCCAUCAUGGAAGUGAUAGAAUAUUGUCAUCCUGAGUGCAAAGACGUGACGUACCUGGAGGAGAACGGCUGUAGAUUUCUCGUCAUAAUGGACUCCUUUGACUGUUACCAAGCUCCUCUGGACUGGGAGAAUGCUCCAGUAAUUAAUGACAAUUACACGCAAGCACAUCUUGACGUCCUGAUUGUAAAUAUCAUCCGCGGUACGCUGCUUCGUGGUGCCUGCAUCUGGAUCCUGGGUAGACGUGGGGCUGUCUCACAAAUCCCAUAUGAGCUGAUAGACGUAGCCACGGAAAUACAAGGCUUCAGUGAUGAGAUGAAAGAUGACUAUCUGACCAGACGCUUUAGCGAUGCAGCGCUAGCUACGAAUAUUGUGGCGCAUUACAAGCGCCUGCUGACACUCAACAUCCUCGCCCGCCAGCCAUUUAUCUGCUGGAUGGUGGCCACAGUGUUUGAGCGCUGCUUCCGCUACCAAGGCUACGGAGUGCACCCCCCCAGGCUGACGCCGUUCUACGUCAACGUUUUGAUCGUCCAAACCAAUCGCAGGCUUCAGUUCUACUAUGGAAAGCGCGAAAAUGAACUGAAAUGGUCCAGUGCUGACAAGAACCUGCUGACGAAGAUGGGGUGCAUGGCCCUUAAGAUGUUGGAGAGGAAGACCAGUGUGUUCUUUGAAGAGGACUUGAAGCACUACUAUCUGGAGGUGACGGAGGUGACGGUGUGGUCCGGUCUGUGCACCGAGCUCCCCUCUGCAGAGGGGAGGAGGACAUUCUGCUUCAUACACUUCACCUUUCAGGAGUUCAUGGCCGCUUUGUACGUCUUCAAGAUGUUCUAUCUGGAUUCAAAGAAUGUCUUGCGAUUGAGCAACACCAGCAAGUCCAGGUUUGAUACCAAAUCAGCAGCAAACCUGGUCCACUGCGUGUUGGAGCAAACAUUUAGCUCCACUCUUGGCAACUAUGACAUGUUCCUGCGCUUUCUGUGUGGCCUACUCUCCCCGCAUUGCCACCAAAGUCUGCUGGGCGGCUUCCUGUUCCCUCACAACGCUCCGAAAGUGGACAGACUGGACGAGGUGAAGCGGCUGCUGGAGCAGACGAUCGAAAAUGCCCCAGGAGACAGGGUGGAAAACUUAAAGGAGUGCCUUCGAGAGAUGAUCCAAGAAGAUGAAUGAGAUGACAUGAGAUUGCAUCAAGAAAAUCAGUCUCACUUUAUAUUGAUAUGAAAAAGCUGAAAACACUCAACUGAACUUUAUUCUGAAGAAAGUCUCACAUGGACUCUGAGGAGGACAUGCAGUCCUCUGCGGGGCUGUCGCUGGUUACAUCGGUGAAGUGGUUUCGUAGUUUCUCAACAAACAAUCAGACUGGUUCAAGAUUUUGUAUCCAGAAGGAGAAGAGAGUGAUGAAGAAAGUUUUCUUUCCUUGACAUUUAAUGACUUGGUCUUUGUUUGAAUUUCAACUCUCAUUAUAUGAGAUAUUUUUUCAUAUGUCCUUAUACUCUGUUGUAGUAAUGCCACUGUUCCAAACAAAAUAUUAGUCUAAAUAUUCAUGUACGGUGCUCUUCUGAUUUUUGAUGUCUAACAAUGAGCACUAAUAUAGAAUAUGGGAUACCUAAAUGUGUUCUAACUGGUUUUUAAGUCAUCCAGCUUUGUUGUUUUAUUUCCAGUUAUGGCCUUUUCUCCUCUAAAUACACAGAAGAGACAAAAGCUGUCUGUUUACAAGUUGUGCCAUGUAAGGUGUUGAUUGUGAUGGCAUGACACUACUCUGUUGCCCGUCAGAAGAAGCAAGCUGCGUGGCCACAAGGAGGCGUACUUGCACUGUAGUUGUUGUGUCAUUCUGGCUUUUAUUUGUGUUUUUAUUGAUCUUCAAAUUUACAAAUGGUAUCUGGAUUAAGACUAAUGGUUUAGGAAAAUGUUAACCAGGUUUGAAACUGAUACAACUGAGACUGGCCAAUCCCAGACUGGCCAAUCACGUCCUGUUUCACCAAGCUGGGGCUGGUUGUUAGGAGCUGGACACUCACGUUCUGCUUCACUCUACAGUCUGAUCCAAAAUGGCUGCAAUC